Penicillium macrosclerotiorum is the source of this 1134-nucleotide messenger RNA. Its product is annotated as OSTA/TMEM184 family protein. Bases 1 to 1134 code for a protein of 377 amino acids. NCBI's taxonomy places the organism in Eukaryota, Fungi, Ascomycota, Eurotiomycetes, Eurotiales, Aspergillaceae. Gene Ontology annotation, biological process: transport. Gene Ontology annotation, molecular function: transporter activity. The record is from RefSeq and is a predicted model, not a curated record. The transcript has 6 exons.
AUGGGCAUCUUUACUCAUCACGACAACGACAAUGACGACAUAACUUGUCCGAUGCCAAGGCCCCUCGUGGCUGAUGCACCCGAAAAUUUUGUGGGCGACUAUACCUUCCACCAAUUCAACAUGAUCUUCUCAGGUGCCUGUACUGCGAUUACUUGUCUGGUCAUCUUUGCUUUGAUGUUCAUGCAUGCAAUAAGAUACAGUAAUCCCAAUGAACAAGUAAAAAUCAUGCGAAUUGCCAUGUUAUUCCCCCUAUAUUCGAUUCUUUCUUUCUUCGCAAUUUGCUUUCCCAAUUCAUACGUCUACCUCGUAGGGUGGAUUGAAGUCUUUCAGGGACUUGCAUUGUAUAACUUCCUCAUGCUCCUUUGUGACUUCCUUGCGCCAAACGAUCGACACCGCGUCUACUUCUUUGCAAACCUCAGGAUUCCUUCCAAGACUGGAGAAACCACGGAUGGAUUGUCUUGGCUCAAUAAAACAUGGUUCCUUGUCAUUCAGUACACGCCUGUCGCUUUUGUUAUUGCCAUUGCCCAGUGUAUCACUGAGGCGGCAAACGUUUAUUGCCUCGAUAGCAAUGACAGACACUUCGCUCAUCUUUGGCUGAACAUCCUUCAAGUCUUCUCCGAGAUCAUGGCUGUCAUGGCAAUUCUUCGCUUCUAUAUGAACCUCAAGUCCUACAUGAAAGAACACAAGCCGUUAUACAAAUUAUUGGCCUUUAAAUUAGUUGUUGGCUUGGCGUUUCUAGAAAAGAUUAUCUUCUUGAUUCUCCAUUCCACAGACACUCUGAACCCUACUUCAACAUUGAGCUAUGCUGACGCCUAUAUUGGAAUUCCAACAAUGAUCAUCUGCCUCCAAAUGGUCCCAUUCUCCUUCUUUUUUCACUGGGCAUACAGUACCCGCCCUUAUGAACUAACAAACAACUCGGGCUCCCGAGAAUAUCUUGCCGUGGAAGAGACUCAGAGUGGCAGAAUUUACAAAACAAAUCGUUACCAAGGUGGAUUUCUGGGUCUGUACGCGUGGUUCGCACUGUUCAAUCCCGUUGAGCUCUUCCGGGAGAUCAAGGCAACGUACUCUAUGUUUCAAGCUAGCAGGAUGGCGAUGGACUCCCAGGGAAAUGAUCGCAUGCAGUACGAGAUGUAA